GCUACAGUCCACGCGCUCAGAGAGAGUCAGAUAUGACUGAGCCACAGCAUGGUCACACGCCAAGCUCAGUGGGGAUGUGGUUGAGGGUCAGGGUCUGAGAGAUGGUCAGAAGCAGAUGAGGACCCAGACUGGAGAUAGGGUUUGGGAUGCUCUCAGAGCAUCAGACAUCCCUGGAGCUCACCUGGUAAGAAGAUGCAGAAUUGAGUUCUCCAGGAGAACUGGCCCUGAGAAGCAGACGGAGGAGGAGGGGCAGGAGGCUGCCUGGGGGCUUGGGAGGGCACAAAGAACUGAGGACCAGGAGAGCUUAUGGGGGUCAAGAGAAGGGAAGUUUCUAGAAGGACAUGGGUUACCGUGUCAAGGCCCUCAGACUCCCUCGGACUUGCCACCUAACACUGACUCUGUCACUUUGCCAGAAGAGCUGCUUCUGUGUGUGUGUGUGUGUACAGCUGGGUGAGUGGUUAUCUCUUUAAAUGGCUGCUAGGAGAGGGGGGAUUCUGGAAUUCUGCCGCAUAGAGACAUAGUCUCCCUUCUCUCCCACCUCUGGGCCCUGUCCAAGGGCCCCGGGAGAGCUGGGGGUGAGUCAUUUAGGUGAGUGUGCACAGAGGUGGGGUGUUAGGAAGGCACACCCACUAGAGAACAGAGGUUUCUGGACAGAAGGGAGGUUCCUAAGCUGUGGUGCCUGAGGGGAAGGUGGUCAGUCUUAGGUCUGGGUGGGGCCUGCGAGGGGUCCCCAGAAUGAGAAGCCCCAGGCAGGGGUGGAGGAGUAGCCAUCUGAUGGCUGUUCCGUAGCAUGAUACGGAGGGACAUGCAGGAGGGGGUCCCAGGGACCUGGCAGUGAGCAGGGCAUGGGUCAGUCUUGCAGGCGUGAUCCUUGGCAGCAGUCCCCUGGCAUGGGGGUGAAGCGGAGCCUUCAGAGCGGGGGCACCAUGCUGGGCUUCUUGGCCAACUCCUUCAUCGUUCUGUCCACUGCCUCCAACUACUGGAUCCGCUACUCCGGGGGCCACAGUGGCCUUUGGCAGGAGUGUAACAAGGGCGUCUGCUCCAACAUCCCUUGCGAUAACACGCUGGCGGUGACCGGGGCGUGCAUCGUGCUGGCGGCGGGCUGCGGCAUCAUGGGCUUGGUGAUGGGGCUGCGGCUUCUGUGCAGUGAGGGCUACUCCCGGGGUCAGACCACGUGUGCCGUCUUCCUUAUCUCGGGCCUGCUUCUGCUGAUCGCCCUGACAGUCUACACAGUGAAGAAUGCAUGGAAAGACGACGUCUUCUAUUCCUGGUCCUAUUUUUUGGGGUGGCUGGCUUUACCCUUCUGUAUUAUCGCGGGCUUCUGCUUUCUGCUGGCGGACAUGAUCAUGCAGAGCACCGAUGCCAUCAGUGGAUUCCCCGUGUGCUUAUGACCGCAGCUGCCUGGGGACAGAAUAAAGGAUCGGCUCCCACUGCCA
Molecule: messenger RNA, 1436 nt
Organism: Capra hircus (goat)
Lineage: Eukaryota; Metazoa; Chordata; Mammalia; Artiodactyla; Bovidae
Gene: CLDND2
Product: claudin domain containing 2
Exons: 4
Coding region: 846-1391 (181 amino acids)
Cellular component (GO): plasma membrane
Source: RefSeq, a predicted model, not a curated record